ACAAUGGAAGGACUCCGGGACAAGUGGAACGACCUCUACAAGAAGCGUCUGCCAGCGCUUGCCAAGGCUCGUGACCCUGUACAGCAACACUGGCCUGUCCACCUGGAUCACUGCUUCGCUCGCAUUGUACUCGACAACGCCGUUGGCAAGGAUCGUCCUUGGAGCGACGCCAUAGAUCAGCCUGCUGUGAAGCAUAUGACCGAGGCCCAACUGCAGGCUGCUAUCGCGCUUGGCGAGAAGCUUGCGACAGGCGAGGCGAACCUUGACGAGCUGAACGAACGGAGUCUGCAACUACGCGGCAAGAAGCGUAAA
Molecule: messenger RNA, 312 nt
Organism: Baudoinia panamericana UAMH 10762
Lineage: Eukaryota; Fungi; Ascomycota; Dothideomycetes; Mycosphaerellales; Teratosphaeriaceae
Exons: 1
Source: RefSeq, a predicted model, not a curated record